Molecule: messenger RNA, 1701 nt
Organism: Musa acuminata AAA Group (dessert banana)
Lineage: Eukaryota; Viridiplantae; Streptophyta; Magnoliopsida; Zingiberales; Musaceae
Product: PLASTID TRANSCRIPTIONALLY ACTIVE protein 6, chloroplastic-like
Exons: 7
Coding region: 35-1309 (424 amino acids)
Cellular component (GO): plastid-encoded plastid RNA polymerase complex
Source: RefSeq, a predicted model, not a curated record
CAUCAGGACGGUCAUUCAGAAUGCGCAGAGCCCUAUGUAUGGCGAAAUAGAUGGGGCUGUGAACCAUCAGAACCGUCGUUCUGAAAAUGAACGCUCAGAUCACAAUUGUAUUGGAACGACUCACGGGACCGUGUUCACGCAAGUCCCAAACCUUCUCUUUAUCUACUGCAUCCUCGAAUCCCAGACGAUAGCGGAUGGAAAUAUUAAGCCAAAGCAGCAGCAGCGGCGAACACAAAAGAAAAAGACCAAGUACAUCAUGAGGACUUCUACCCUUCUCUUCCUCCUGACUCCCCCACCACCACCCUCUCUCCCCUUCUUCGCAACCUCCACGCAGCGUCUCCUGUCCACAGUCCAGCUCCCACUUCUAGCCACCACCCGCUCCUCACCAUGGCCCAACCCCAAGCAUGCGGCAAUAACGAAAACGGCGAGAGGCCGAAGACCCCUUACAGCGACCUCGGCCGCCGACGACGACGACGUGGAGGCUGGCGCUGGCGACGACUACGACAUGGAGGAGGACGAGGUAGAGGAGCUCGACAACAAGAAGGACUACGAUGUCGAGUACGACCGCCUCCUAGGCUCCCCCAUCUCCGCACCCGCCACUGCCGCUGCCGCCGGCGCCGACUCAUCGCCGGAUGAUAUCGAGAUGGUCACCAGCGAGAGUUUCGUGUCCACCCAGGGUUGGGGUUCCGACACCGUUGUCGACUACCGCAUCAAUGAAGAGGAGUUCCACAAGAUCCGCCUCCUUCACUGUGACUUCUUCAUCCGGAAGCCUCCCGACCCCGAUCACAACGUCUAUGACUUUCGAGAGAUGUAUGUUACUCCUCCCGACACGGAUGUUUACUCGAUUCCGAAGGUCCUUGCGCCUAUGCCUCAGAAGUACAUCCGUUGCUCCAAAACUAAUUUUGGUUGCUACAACGUUAUGGAGCCACCGAUAGAUGCACCUCGAGAUCCAUUAUACAAAACUGAGCGGGAGAUCCUGAAGGUUUUCUUAACGAAACAUUAUAGAAACAGACGACUAGGUGAUGCAGAAUUUGUUCUCGACUUUGAAGAAAUUUAUGUCAUUGACUCAAAAACUAAAUCCAUUACAAGAGCUAAAGUCUUGGUUACUGUGACAGGAGGGAGAAACAGAGAUAGGAGGAAUGAUCUUUUGAUCAUACGUGAUGGUGGAAACCUAUUCAAAAUUAUUGAUAAGAGUGAAAGGGAUGAUCCAACCACUGUCAUAGAGAGAGAAGAGUGGGCAAAGACCAGACAAGAGAUGGAGCAUCACCUUCGGAAGCUUCGAGACUUCAGUGUUUCAAAUUGGUUCUAAGGUGUGGCACACACAAGGAAUCGAUCUCUGCCACCCGUUGCAAAGGCGAGGUCAAGCAUUGAUCAGCACUCUUGUAAGCUCAUCUUGCGUGCAAAUAAGUUGGGGAUUAAAAGAAAGGAAAACAUCUCAUGAGGCAGGUCAAGCUGGGUGAUGGCAAUGCCUCGUGAAGCCAACAAAAAAAUGUUUGCCAUCGUAGAACACACUUUCUUUUGCGCCUUCAAUUAUCAAAGACAUCAGUGAUUGUACAUUAUUUAUUUAUUUAUGUUCCUUUUGUCGGUUGCUUUAUUCUCGUUGCUUUUGUAUUGACUUGACUUGAUGAACAUUUUAGGCGAUGUAUGGUAAACAUUAUAAAGCUCUACUGAAAUGAGACAUGAUCAUGAUUAUUAAGGCGA